UGCGAGCAUCUUCCUCAAACCUGCAAGGAAUGCCUUGAGUCAUGGAUGGCAUCCGAGUUCGACACCAAGGGCACCGAUGGCAUCAAGUGCCCUGAAUGCCCUGAAACUCUGGAGUAUGCUGACGUGCUGCUCGCGGCCUCUGAGGCAACAUUCCAAGCGUACGACCGCAUCUCCACUCUGAACGCACUGUCCGCACUCGAUGACUUCGCAUGGUGUCUCGGACCAAAGUGUGAUAGCGGGCAGCUCAAUCCCGAGAACAACCAUUUCAUGGACUGCGCCUCGUGCGGCUAUAAGCAGUGUCUCAAGCAUAAAGUGCCAUGGCACACCGGCGAGACGUGCGACCAGUACGACUACCGGACCUCGGGCCAGCAAGCGCGUGAUGAAGAAGCAAGGACGGAGGCUAUGCUCGACUCCGUGAGCAAGAGGUGUCCUGGCGUCAAUUGCGGCUGGCGUAUCCAAAAGACGGAUGGGUGCGAUCACAUGACUUGCCGGAAGUGCAAGCAUGAGUUCUGCUGGCAGUGCUUGGCGGCGCAGACAGAGAUUCGGCGAAUUGGCAACACGGCGCACCAGACGUGGUGCAAGUUCCACUCGGACCGUCUC
Baudoinia panamericana UAMH 10762 is the source of this 600-nucleotide messenger RNA. RefSeq lists its product as uncharacterized. The transcript is spliced from 2 exons. The annotation marks the transcript as partial. NCBI's taxonomy places the organism in Eukaryota, Fungi, Ascomycota, Dothideomycetes, Mycosphaerellales, Teratosphaeriaceae. The record is from RefSeq and is a predicted model, not a curated record. Gene Ontology annotation, molecular function: ubiquitin conjugating enzyme binding; ubiquitin protein ligase activity; zinc ion binding. Gene Ontology annotation, biological process: positive regulation of proteasomal ubiquitin-dependent protein catabolic process; ubiquitin-dependent protein catabolic process; protein polyubiquitination. Gene Ontology annotation, cellular component: ubiquitin ligase complex; cytoplasm.